This is a messenger RNA of Dendrobium catenatum, 891 nucleotides long. RefSeq lists its product as uncharacterized. The transcript has a single exon. Bases 1 to 891 code for a protein of 296 amino acids. NCBI's taxonomy places the organism in Eukaryota, Viridiplantae, Streptophyta, Magnoliopsida, Asparagales, Orchidaceae. The record is from RefSeq and is a predicted model, not a curated record.
AUGAAACAACCUAUCAGUUUCAUCGACCAAAACCAUCCUCACCAUGUUUGCCGCCUUAAAAAGGCACUCUAUAGGCUAAAACAAUCACCUCGUGAAUGGUUUGCUACUCUCACCGGUCAUCUCCAAUCUCUCGGAUUUACGCUCAUCUCCUCCGAUCCAUCCCUUCUCCUCUACAACCACAACAGCGUCCAAAUGUACUUUCUAGUCUACGUCGACGACAUCAUACUUACCGGUACUUCCUCCAGUGCUCUCAAGAAGCUCAUCGCCAUCCUGAACGCCACCUUCACUAUGCGCGACCUCGGGUCACUCUCACAGUUCCUGGGUAUACAAGUCACUCUGACUUCGUAUGGUCUACACCUAUCUCAAAGUCGAUUCACACAAAGCAUCCUAGCACGCGCAGGUAUGAGUAAUUGCAAAUCUAUCUCUACUCCCUUUCACUCCACCAGUUCAAACACAAACAAUCUAACUGCUUCUUUUUCCAAUCCUAUUUUUUAUCGCCAACUCGCCGGAUGUCUUCAAUAUCUUACCCUUACUUGGCCGGACAUCGCGUUCACUGUUAACAAGAUCUGUCAACACAUGCAAAAUCUAACCGUUCUACAUUUCGAAGCCCUUAAACGCUUACUUCGAUAUCUUCAAGGUACCUUGCACAUCGGUCUACCUCUGUUUCGGGACAAACCCGUCCUUCAGUCUUACUCCGAUUCGGACUGGGCUGGAGACACGAAGGACCGAAAAUCCAUGACAGGUUACUGCAAUUUUCUUGGCUCAUCUCUCAUAUCAUGGAGUGCAAAGAAGCAAAAUGCAGUAGCUCGUUCGUCCACCGAAGCAGAAUACCGAGCCCUCGCCUCCACGGCCGCUGAGAUAACGUGGAUCGGUGCUUGCUACAAGAACUAA